GUUUGCACAAGCUGAACAAAACAAAACAAAACAAAACAUUCCCACUGUGUUCUGCCCAUCAUGACUAGCAAAACCAAAACAUUUCUUCUCUUCUUCACCACCAAAUCGGAUCGGGUUCAUCUUGGACCCGGAUUAUCAGCUGCAGCCUUGGCUAAUCCAUGUGAAAGAUGCACCCCAAGACCCCAAAACUACGUGCACUUGCAUGCUCAUGCUCUGUACUGUACCUAUGCUCGACUCCGUCCUGUCGGGUCCGAAUCAGCCGACUCUGUUGCACCAUCGAAACCCUCAAGCAUACUUUUUAUCGGUCCUGGGCUGUCAGCUUAUGCGAUUCGUCCACGGCUCGUCACUGAUGUAUUUGCAACCUUGAUAGGUGAUCAAUUAUCAUGCUGACAUGACAAGCAAGCUCAUUUCUUUCUGUCACUCACUACCUCUGUCUUGAUCACAAAACAUCACACCACCUUGUUCCCCCGAGCUUAAAGUCACAAAUUUACUAUAGUCCGGCAUUAGUGCUAUCGUUAUCACCUUACCGUACUUUAUCUGCCUGUCUGUCUCGGUCUUGGUUGCUAUUGCAACCUCCGAUCCCACUUCCGUCUGGAGUAUUCGGUCCUUUCAAGCCACUGCCCUAUUUCUGGCUUCUAGCGUGGAAUGCUUCAUUUUGAUCUGAUAUUUUUGAAGCCAAGUUUCAUUGCUCAAUUGCUUUUCUACAGAUUAGAUGAGAUGUGCCCUACCGACAGGACUGACGCGGCGGUCUCGGGAUUCCACCGCGAUGUCGAUGUCGUUAGGCGACGGAGCCGCUACAAACUCUAUUUCUCUCCGUAAACCGUUGUGAGACUAGACUUGGCGUAACAUGAUAUAAACGGUUCGGUCAAGAAGUGAUUCCGAGAUUUUUUCUGAUCAGCAACAAACACUUCAAUUCCACAUCUCUAAUCACCACUCUUCACAUCACUCAACUAUCUUCAGCUUCAUCAAUCUUCAACAUGAGGUUUCUUUGUCUCCCCGGUGCCUAUGGCAGCGCCGACAAGUUUCAGGUUCAGCUUGCUCCAAUCCUCAAGGAGCUGACCAAUGAUGGAACUGCCACCUUCUACUUUACUCAUGGCCCCUGUGAGGUUGUUCCUCCCGAGGGUUUCGAAGAGUUCUUUGGCGAGCCUCCCUACUACCGCUUCAUCGAGCCCGAUAAUGUCGACGCCCAGAUGCAGGACAAUGACGUUUUGUCCCGCAUCCGUGACUUUCCUCACGGAGAGACGGCCGAAGAUACCAUGCGCGAGUUGAUGCAGGUCGGCGUUGCCACCUCGCAUAAGUCGACCGCCCGUGCCAUGAAGUAUCUGAGCGACAUCAUCCAGCGCCGUGGUCCCUUUGAUGGCAUCAUUGGCUACUCGGAGGGUGCCACGGUCGCUUCCACCUUUUUGCUGCACGAACAGCGCCGUCAGCGCUUGAUGGGCGGCCCUCCGACUCUCAAGUACGGUAUCUUUUUCGCCGGCUGGCCUCCGGUCGACCCCAAGACCCACGGACUGGUGCUGGCUGAUGAGACCGAGGAGAGGGUCGAGACCAAGACGCUCCAUAUUGUCGGAUCACUUGAUCCCUAUCUCGAUGGCUCAAUGGCCCUCUACAACGUUUGUGACCCCGACGGAGCCUACCUCUUUGAUCAUGCCAAGGGUCACACCUUGCCCAGGGACCGCGAGACCAUCAAGGAGCUUGCCGAUGUUGUCAGGGAGGCAAUCGAAGAGCUGAGGGAGGAUGGUCUCCUGUAAAUCUUUCUUUUUAUGAUUCAUUUUGCAUGAUUAGCGUCUAGAACUAGAUUAUGGCGGAGGGGUAUGGAGUUUACGAGACCAGGCUUGUUUGUGGCGUGCGCCGCGCACACUUUCAUUUGUCAAGAUCUUUUUUUUACUUCUUCUUUCUCUCGGUACCUAGAUUAAGACCAGUAAGCUUUUGUAAAGCGU
Molecule: messenger RNA, 1937 nt
Organism: Pyricularia grisea
Lineage: Eukaryota; Fungi; Ascomycota; Sordariomycetes; Magnaporthales; Pyriculariaceae
Exons: 3
Coding region: 978-1748 (256 amino acids)
Cellular component (GO): nucleus; cytoplasm
Source: RefSeq, a predicted model, not a curated record